This is a messenger RNA of Haemonchus placei, 1215 nucleotides long. The record is from the annotation of a GenBank genome assembly. NCBI's taxonomy places the organism in Eukaryota, Metazoa, Nematoda, Chromadorea, Rhabditida, Trichostrongylidae.
AUGUCACUAUUUACACCUGCUGAUGGUAUUUUGAAAACUCAUCUCACUUGGGACGAACUUCAAAACGGCGUUUUCAAAGCGUUCGGAGCGGAUGCAAAAUUUGGACCCAACAAAGAUGUCAAAGAUAUCGGCGCUGGAAACGGNUGCUUGAUAUCACCUGAUUGGAAGUCUGAACUUAAAAAUGUGCCCCAGAUAUUCAUUGUAAAGAUUUGCUCACAAUUGUCAAUGGUGGAGAAUCAAGCGAUCAUGGAAAACAAAGACUUUAUUAAUGAAGAUCUAAUCAAACAGUUCGAAAAUUACGUCAAGCAGAACCAUAACGUAGAAGUUUGUUUGUACGAGCUGUUGAAGAAGUAUGACGUCACAGACAUUCCGACACCAAAGAUUUAUUUCACGCAAGCGUUCUCUGAAGAAAAUCCACUUAAUGGAUAUAUAAUCAUGGAAUAUGUUGGCGAUGGCACACUGUAUCAUCUUUCUGACAACAUAUCGCCCGAACAUAUGAGCCAAGUUAUGAAGGCGUUAGCAAAAUUGCAAGCAACAGGCAUGAAGUUCACAGAUGAUGAGAAAGCACAUUUCCAAAAUCAUCCUUAUAUCGUGCUCUUUUCUAAAAUGCUUAAUGAGCAGGGAUCGAAUGGGUUUAUGACGAUGUUACGCCAAUUUGGUGGAGAGCGAAUGAAAGACAAGAUCGAUCGCUUGGAAAGUGUCCUUCCCGAGGUAUUGGAUAUAAAACUAAUCCAAGAAAUGCCAAAAUCGUUAGGAAUGGAGCCGGUCUUAUGCCAUGGCGAUCUAUGGGCAACGAAUCUCAUCUGGAAAAAUGGAGCGAGUGAACUUGAAUUGAAAGCUGUAAUCGAUUUCCAGAAUGCACACUUCGGUUGCCCAAGUGUAGAUUUCGCACGGAUCUUCUGUGCCUGUAUGGGUAGCAAGGACCGCAAGGACAAUUGGGAAUCCCUGCUUGAAAAAUUCUACACCUACCUCGAAAAGGAACUGGGUGCUCACAAUAUGCCUUACACUCUAGAUAUGCUGAAGAAGGCUUAUCGACUUUUCUUUCCUCUUGGUGCUUUCUUAAUGCUGCCAAUGUUCGGGCCAACACUUCAUACAAUCAACAGCAACACUGAUGUUGAAUACAAAACGAAGGCUUUGAUGGUUAUGUUCGAGAAGGCUGAAGGUUUAUUGGAGGAUAUUUACGAUUUUCAUCAAAACAAUAAACAACAACGAUGA